Lodderomyces elongisporus is the source of this 2871-nucleotide messenger RNA. It is a transcript of the gene ZCF30, whose product is annotated as Zcf30p. Gene Ontology annotation, cellular component: nucleus. The transcript has 2 exons. The record is from RefSeq and is a predicted model, not a curated record. Lineage: Eukaryota; Fungi; Ascomycota; Pichiomycetes; Serinales; Debaryomycetaceae. Gene Ontology annotation, biological process: regulation of DNA-templated transcription. The coding region runs from base 1 to 2871 and encodes 956 amino acids. Gene Ontology annotation, molecular function: DNA-binding transcription factor activity, RNA polymerase II-specific; transcription cis-regulatory region binding.
AUGGGAAAAGCGAACAAGACCAUGCUGCAACUGCAAAAAGUCAAAGCUGCGACAUGUCAGUUUGUCACAAAGCUCCCCUCUUUAAAACUUCCGGCAUUAGAUCGUGAUAACCAUCGAUCAACAACAACAGCAACAUCAUCAUCGCCGUCAUCAUCAUCAAUAUCAGCGGCAGCGAGUGCAUCCACAUCAGCUAUACCAACAACGACAACGUCUUCUAAAUCUUCCUUCUUUGCAUCUACUAGUACGGGACGGCCGUUGAAUUCAAUACAUCCAAUAAGUCUUCUGAAUAAUGUGCACAAUGCAACACGAUCCGAUGCAUCACAACAUUUUGGCCAAAGAAUAGUACAACCACUGAUACCAGCGCACCUUCCAGGGCCAGUAUUGCCAAGUAGAACAUUACAUCCCCCAGUGGUUGCAACAGAGAACACGUUUCAACAUGUAAUAGCACCGCUGCGGCCAAAUUUACCUACUACUAAUGCCGCCUUGAGCCGACAGCAUCUAAAUACGUCCAUGAGUAAUGGAUACGAUUGGAAACUGCUGAUUGAAGAACGGAUGAACUCAUUCGAUAGCAAAAUAGACGGAAUCAUGGAUUUUCUUAAAUCAAGUCAAAAUCGAAUACAACAGAAUCAACUUCCUAUGCCGCAAAAUAAGUCACAACCGCAGCACUCGCUAAACAAUGAGUACCAAACACGAUCUGAAUUGAGUCAGCAAGAUUUUUUACUAUCGUCGACUUCUUCUGGAAUUCGGGAAAACUCGAUAUUGCCAUCAAAUUCUCCGCCAUUGCGACCACCACAUCCACUGCAACCGGCGUCGUUAUCAUCGACAUCCCCAUCGUCGUCAACAUCGUCGCCGUCGUCUUCAAUAACGCAUUCUCCAAAAGUAACAUAUUCUUCUGUCACAACUAAUUCAAACUUGAAAAGACCACAUGCAGAGGAUCAUCUUCAUGCUGCAAGUAAAAGACAUAAAGUUUUAGAUUUGAACGCUCUUAAUCGUCCCCCAAUCCCAAAAGACUUUCGAGAUGGGUUUAUUACCAAAAAAAAUGCUAAAGAGUUGUUCAAGUUUUUUGACACAUACAUUUCACAGCAACUAUUUGGCUUUGAAAUUUCAAAAUUCAAAAUCAACGAAAUUUGGGACACUUGUCCUGUGCUUGUGUGUGCUGUUUGCGCCAUUGCUUCAAUCCACCAUCCCAAGCUAUGCAAAAAAUCCGAGCAAUUGCAAGUUUAUCUUCGGGAGCUUUGUGGAACUCUAUUUUUCUUAAACCGACCAAAGCUGAAACCAGAGGCAUACAACACAAUUGUUGCAUUGAUAUUGUGUAGCUUUUGGCUUUCUGACUCUCAAAUGUUUACUGGUUUGGCUUUGCAGAUUGCUAAAGAAUAUGGCUUUAAUAAAUCAUCUAAUCCCAAUAACGAAAAAGGGCAAGAGCAAAGCACGAGGAAUAGUAAGGAAGAUUUAAAAUUGUGGUAUUUAUUGUAUGUAUUAGAUGGACAACAGAGCAUGGCUUUUCACAGAGACCCAUUGUUCAAUGGCCAAGAAUAUACAUUAAAGCACAGUAAAGAGCUUUUGAUUUCAGAAAAAAGCGGUAGCAAUAGUGGUGAUGAAGGUGAUGAAGGUAAUGAAGGUAAUGAAGGUAAUGAUGAUGAUCAUCAUCAUCAUGAUCAUGAUGGUAAUGCAGAUUUAGAUGUUUCGAAGAUUAAACAACCGUCUUUGUCAAGUACAACUACUACGGCCGCUGCUGCUGCGGAGACUAAAGCCAAUACUAGUGGUGGAGUUAAAUACAAGGCCAAGUCCGAUAGUGAAAUUCAGUCACGAGUUAUUAAACAACAAUUAACGGAUUUGCGCUUAGUAUCACAAGUUGAGUACCAUCAAGCUUUGAAUGAGGCGUUUCGUGGUGAUGCGUGGGAUUUACUUAUGCCGGCCUCAUUUGGCAUUCCUUCCAAAAGCAAUCUUGAGUUGGACAAAUGGAUGGUCUCCUGGACGGUACUUUUGGCCCCUGGAAAUUAUGGUGCAGUAUGGUCGUCAAAAAGUACACUCAUUUAUUACAAUUUUGCCAAGAUGCACAUAAACUCAUCAGCGGUAAGGAAGUUAGCUAUUAAUCCUACCGAGGAUGGAUCAUUUCCUACUUUGGAAGAAAAUCUAAUUAUUGGAGACAAAAAAGGUGAAAAUAUAAAUACCUUGAAUAAAAUAAGGCUGGAGGAUAACAAGCCUUUGAAAUUAAACAAAAGCGGACGCAUCGACGAUGAUGGAGAUACCGAUGAUUCUGAAACCUCCGAUGAAGAGGAUGAGGAUGAUGAGGAUGAUUUCAUAUCAAACAAAGAGCUACUUUCUCCUGAUGAAGCAGCAAUCAAUGCCAACAUUGCUCUUAAUGCUGCACACACGGUCAUCAAUUUGGUAAUCACGGAUAAGGACAUUCUUGAUAAUCUCCGUUAUGUACCUGUGCAUAUCCACAUUAUGUUAUACUAUGCAGCAUUACUUUUGAUAAACCCUCCGUCUCGAUCCAAUAAUGUUUCAUUCAUUUAUACAGCAGAGACAUACUACGACGAACUAUUGGAUAAUUUAAGAGUGGUCAAUUUGCUUCGUAAAAGAAUUUACAAUAACUUGCCUAUUGACUCGAAGUUUGGAACGAGAUUAAUCAAGAGAUUGGAAAGUUUAGAGCUGGAGAAAUUAGCGACGAUUCAGCAAUUUGUUGCGAAAUUGCUGGACUCGGACAUCAAAAGUUCAAUGGAAAAGAAAGUAAAUGCACUUUUGGACCUGAGUGGAAACAUCGAAGAAUUGAUCGAUACAAACGAUAGUGCAAACGAUAGUAGCAAAGCAUCUACUCCAAGAUUGGAGAAAAUCAGUGCUUGGCCAGGUUCAAACCAUGGACAUCCAUAA